AAACUCAGGGAGCUGAUGCAGCACAUGAGCUGGAUGACACCAGACGUCACAGUACUUCGCUCUGUUGUCCUCAAAGGCAUUCCCAUUUUACUCGGUGAUGACUCCAGUGAAUUCUACAAGACCUGCUCUGAUGCAGAGAGAGACGAGGCCCUAGAAUGCAUCACUGUUGGUGUGCUGACAGUUGUCAGUGAAGAUGGUCCUCACGAGGGUCAAAGCUCAGUGGACCUCCAGCCCAUCUCCACUGCCAUCAUUCUGGAGGGAGGUAUUGUCAUGGAUCAUAUUAAAAACUUGCCUCAGGCAGUUUGUCUUUUGUUUGGUCUUACAUAUGCAUUGCAUUUGGAUUACCCAAAAUGCAUGGCAAAUACACUCAACUUCAUUCAGACUGUGAUGCUUGGACUGGGAAAGAAAAACCUCCCACCAAAACUGUUAACUCUGAAGAACAGUCUUUACUGUUCUAACCCAGAAGAGCCGUCGGCUGCCACAGUACAACUAAUCCUGCUGGAGCUAACUGUGCCCUGGGAGGAGAGCAUGGAGGAGGCUCAGGAGAGAAAGAAGGAAAAAUACCAGGAGCUAGUGGAGCAGUGUCGGAUGAAUGGGUGGAGGACCAGGUGUAUGCCAGUGGAAGUGGGCAGUAAAGGGUUUGCCAGCUACACCCUGAGCAAGGCCUAUGGUACACUAGUAAUAACAGGCGCCAAGCGAAGAAGAGCCAUAAGUAACAAUGUGGAGGCAGCAGAGAAAGCAUUCAGAUAG
Molecule: messenger RNA, 750 nt
Organism: Danio aesculapii
Lineage: Eukaryota; Metazoa; Chordata; Actinopteri; Cypriniformes; Danionidae
Exons: 4
Coding region: 16-750 (244 amino acids)
Source: RefSeq, a predicted model, not a curated record